ACGGAAGUACUUUGAUGUUCCGCGGAAGCGGAAGCGCGCGUCCUUGAAGAAUUAUGGCGGCGCUGGUGAGAGUCGUGAAGCACCCAGCUGGAGUACCUCGGUGGAUUGCAAUAUGUAGCGGAUUGAUACAAAAUACAUUCGCUCAACCACAGUGGGGCAGGAUGCUCCAUGGCACUCUCCAGAAACAUAAGAAUGGUCGGUCACAACUUACCAGAGUGUGCUGUGAAUUAAUACAAACCACUGGUACAAUAAAACAGUCCAAUAGAACACUUCAUCAUACAAAGAAGUUGUUUACAGCCAAAGAUUCCCCGCAGCCAUCAGAAGAGAAAGUUGGCGCAUUCACUAGAAUAAUAGAAGCAAUGGGUUUCACAGGACCAUUGAAAUAUAAGAAAUGGAAAAUUAAAAUAGCAGCACUGCGCAUGUACACAUGUUGUGUGGAAAAAACAGACUAUGAAGAAUUCUUUAACACAUUUCAGAUGCCUGACACGUUGAACUCUUGGUUUUUAGUAGCUCAGCUUCAUGUCUGGAUGUGUUUAGUACGAAUGAAGCAAGAGGGCCGAGCAGGGAAAUAUAUGUGUCGCUAUAUAGUUCAUUCUAUGUGGGAAGAUGUUGAACAACGUGGAAGAGUCAUGGGGAUUGAUUCUGUUGCUCGGAAAGAAAGUAUGAGAAGCAUGGCAGAAAUUUUCUAUGCAGCUAUUUUUGGAUAUGAUGAGGGAAUUUUAUCAGAUGAUCAUGUGCUUGCAGCAGCCAUCUGGAGAAAUCUAUUUAAUAAAAACUGCGAUGAUCCAAGGAAACUGGAAAUGAUGGUUGAAUAUGUGCGCAAACAGGUGCAGCACCUAGACGCUAUGCCUGGAGAAGACCUGCUGUUAUCUGGUGAAGUGACUUGGCGCCCCCUUGUGGAAACCAAUGCACAAAGCAUUGUGAAGCCUUCUUCUCCAACAUACAAUGAUGAAGGACUCUGAAAGCCGGCUUGAAAAUGUUUGCUGCCAACGAUGUGUUAUCUUUAUAUGUGGAACAAUUUCAGGAAGUGACUUGACUUAAACUUUUGGCUCCCUAGGGAGAAAGAAUAAAUGCUGUAAAUGCUAUUGGAAAGAGUGAUUUAAAAAUUUCCCUCUUUUGUAUUUUGUAAGUAUUCCCACCUUAGUAAACCUGAAUGUGCUAUUUUAAUAUUAUAUUUGUAGUUAAAUGCUGCUAAUUCAUAUGAGGAAGACUUCCCCAACCUGAUAUCCUCCAGAAGUAUUGGGUCUGCAAUUUGCAUCAUCCCCUGCCAGCAUAGCAGUUGGCCGUGCUGGGUGGUAAAGGUGAGAGAGUGGGUUGGGCAAGUUUGAUUUGGGAAAUCCCUCACGGUUACAUUAUCCAGUCAUCCCAUCGUGCUGGUUCUCAGAGGGAACUUUCAUUUUUGGGGAGCAAGCCAGUUUACCAAAGUGCAAGCAAGCUGUCUUUUGUCUAGUAAGAAGAGAUCAGCUGCUUAAAUGUUAUGAUUCUUUCUUCUGUGAAGCUGGUAAAUACAACCAUGGAUGUGAGAAAUCUUUUUGUACAAGUAUUGUGUGUCUCAGGGCAAAUGCAAUUUUGGAACUGUAACUCUUAAAAAUGAUUGAGGUACCCAAAAAGAAUGUUGACAGUUUCCCAUCUGAGGGCAGCUUGAAGCAUGAGACAGGUGUGAAGGCCAGCUCCUGCGCUUGUCCUGGUGACACAGGAGCAGAGAGUAUUUGCUAGAGGCACAACUUGAGGGGCAAAUUAAGUGUCUUUUUGCAUUUAGCUGUGGUUUUAAAGAUGCAAAUAGCAUCAGUUGGGAGGAGCCCUAUGAUUGAACAACAGCAGGUACAAAGUGUGUGUGUGUUGGGGGUGGGGGGAGAAUAGUUUUUUUCACUUGCUGUGGUCCCCAGGGAAAAUCCCUUUUCUGAAGCUAGAAUAGCGACUUCAGAGAGGAAGGAUAUUUCUUAGGAUUGCAGCAGCAGAGGAAGGGUUAACUUGAUGUGCUCUCAGUAAUUAUUAGCCUUCUCAGCUGAUGGUAUUUGCAUGAAUUACAUCCUUCUAUGUUAAAUGCAACACCCAUUUAAUAUCCUGGUCUAGUGUGGGCCUCAGGCUGUGCCUACAAACCAGUUUUCACCCUGCUGUUACUGUCUUCCUGUUAGGCUCUGAACACUUUACAGUAUGAGUAACGUUUCCGAGUCGUGGGUUUGUUUCGCCCAGGUCAUCUCCUUUCGAAAUAGUGACUCAGGAUCAAUAUAGCCAACUGAUGGUUUCUUUAGCUUGCUUACCAAAUGCUGUCUUCCCUUCAGAACGAUCCCGAUACAUUAUACAAACUAGGCCAUAAGUUCUUUUUAGAAGCAGAACCUUGUUCCUCAUGGUCAAAAUUGUAACCUGAGAUACAGUUGUCUUGUUUUCCAUACCAUGUAAUGCCUUUGAACAGUUGGGAGAACAGUUUGGUCUUAAUAAAUGUACUGAAAAGCAA
Molecule: messenger RNA, 2455 nt
Organism: Varanus komodoensis (Komodo dragon)
Lineage: Eukaryota; Metazoa; Chordata; Lepidosauria; Squamata; Varanidae
Product: ubiquinol-cytochrome-c reductase complex assembly factor 1
Exons: 10
Coding region: 54-962 (302 amino acids)
Biological process (GO): mitochondrial respiratory chain complex III assembly
Cellular component (GO): mitochondrion
Source: RefSeq, a predicted model, not a curated record